AGAGUCCCCUUCCUUACCAUCCCAUUUCCUGUGCUUCUCUCCAACAUGCUGGUCACGGUGCAGGGAGGCAAACAACUAGGUGGUCUGACUGAAUCUUCCAGGUAACAAGCUUCCGUGUUUCAGAGGAGAAGAAAUAUGUCAUAUUUAUCCUGAGAAACUGAUUUGUCUAUUGAUGCUUCAGCCAGCUACCCUCAUUCAGGGAGAAAGAUGAGUAUGAGAGCAGGCCUGUGAUCAGACAGGGCUUCUCUCACUGCCAUGGGCUGGUGCUGCCAGGAAAGAAGUGAAGAAAAACACGAUUAUCAUCAAUAUGGGAGUCAGAAAAAAACUUCUCCAGAUUCCAUUCUUCACAUUUAACAUCCCAAUGACUAAUUUACAAGUGAUCACAUCAGGUGUCCUUCUAAUUCUGUGGAUACCUUUGUCUUAUCAAGUGUUUUUCAAGCAACCCAAAGAAAACAAGGAGGCUCAGAACAAACUAGCGGACAGUGACAAGAGAAAAGAAGAACUUCAGCAACAACUUGAGGAGGCUCAGAACAAACUAGCGGACAGUGACAAGAGAAAAGAAGAACUUCAGCAACAACUUGAGGAGGCUCAGAACAAACUAGACAAACUUCAGAAGGAACUUGCUUGGAGGAAGGCUCAAUUUAAGUUGGUUUGGAUGAAGGCGCCAUUGUAUGCUGAUUGGAGAAAAGAGGAGUUCGAAGCUGUAAAUGUGACUCUGGAUGCAGGCACUGCCCAUCCUGCCCUCCUGUGUGAAGAUGGGAAACGAGUAACCUGGCGAGAGCCUUGUCAAGAUCUACCCCACUCCACACAGAGAUUCGACUCCCUUCCCUGCGUGCUGGGUCAGCUGGACCUCAGGAGAGGGAGAUCCUUCUGGGAGGUGGAGGUUGGGAACGCACGUUCCUGGGACCUGGGAAUUUGUAGGGACAAUGUCACGAGGAAAGGGAGGGUUACUAUGUCUCCACAGAAUGGUUUCUGGGCCAUAAGGCUCUAUGAGAGGGCGUACUGGGCCCUCACUUCCCCAGAAACCCCUCUUAGUCUAAAACAUGAACCCUGUAAAUUGGGGGUAUUCCUGGAUUAUGAGGCUGGAGAUGUAUCUUUCUAUAACAUGACAGAUGGGUCCCACAUAUUCAGCUUUCCCAAGAACACAUUCUCUGGUGCCCUAAAACCUCUUUUCAGGCUUUGGUCAUCUGACUCAGGCUCCCUAACCAUCCGCCCGGGUGGAAGAACGCCUGAUGUUACAAUUGAUAUUCCUAAUUAACUCUCAUAAGAAAGUAUUACUUUGGGCCCCAAUUAUGAUAUAAACUGAUUUUGUCCUUCUUCUUACUGGUUCAUGUUCAAAAUGAAGCUCUGAGACACUGAUGAUUUUCCUCAUAUCAGUUCCUCCUUCUUCCUUAGUUAGACUCCUCUCAUUAUUGCCUAGUCCUAAAACAGCCUAAUACAAAUGUUAGAUUUCCUAACCUCCCCUGCUGCAUGUGACUAAAUGAUGGCCCCGGAUUGUAAGGUGAAUUAUCCUAUAUGACUGCUGAAAUAUGUCCUUAAAGGAAAUUGUGGCCUUUUUUCCUUUAUUUUUUGCUGGCUAUAAUGUUUCAUCAUGGAUGGAACUCAAAACACAUCUAUGACCAUGUACAAUGGCAUGGAUGACAGAAAAGACAGAAUGAGCUUGGGUAUUUGACAACAUCAUUGAAAUACUGUAUUGCCCAAUUCCAGAAUUAUUUUCUGUGAGAAAUAAACUUGUAUAUCUUUAAGAAGUUUA
Messenger RNA from Myotis daubentonii (Daubenton's bat), 1753 nucleotides. RefSeq names its product butyrophilin subfamily 1 member A1-like. Bases 308 to 1258 code for a protein of 316 amino acids. The transcript has 15 exons. Lineage: Eukaryota; Metazoa; Chordata; Mammalia; Chiroptera; Vespertilionidae. The record is from RefSeq and is a predicted model, not a curated record. Gene Ontology annotation, molecular function: protein binding.